AUGAGGGUGGGGGGUACAAAUUCGGCCAAGGUGUUGGGGGAAAAAUGGUUUCAACUAGGCCAAGAGAGGAGGCGUGAGAUUGGCUAUGGGAGUGGGAGAGGGGGAAUGUCGGUGGGAGUUGGGGUUGGAAGGAGUGAGCAAACUCGGGUGGAGGUGUCUCAACCUACGGCUCGGGUGGGUUCGGAUAUCGGCGGUGUGGGUGGGUUGGGCAGUGAGGGCGUUGGCGGUGAGGGGGUGGGGGUUCGGGUUGAUCCGAAAAGAAGGAGGACGGAAAUUGGGGAGGUGAGUGCUUUGAAUGGGGACAUGGUUGUUGAUUCUGAUUCUUUGAUGGCGGGACCUGUGGAUCAGACAGUUCGCGAGAUUGAGGACAUGGUGUCCUCUAAGAAACCCGACUUUGUAUUUCUCAUAGAAACCAAGGUUGACCGUGAUCAUGCGGAGCGCCUUCGGGUUAAACUUGGUUUUGAUGGACUUUUUUGUAUUGACAGUUCUGGUUUGAGUGGUGGAUUGGCUUUGUUGUGGAGAGCAAAUAAUACAGCGAGAUUGAUUAGUUAUUCCACAAACUAUGUGGAUGUUGAGGUGACUAUGCCGGGGUUUGAGAAGUGGAGAAUGACUGGAUUUUAUGACUUUUCGCAGAGGGGUCAGAGGAGAGACUCGUGGAGUCUUAUUCGUACCUUAGCUGGCAGAUCAAAUCUACCAUGGGUGAUGAUUGGAGACUUUAAUGAUUUACUUUUUCAAUCUGAGAAGCGGGGUGGAAACCCUCAUCCUCUGAGUUUAUUGCAUGGAUUCGGUGAGACUAUAGAGGAAUGUGGAUUAGCGCAGAUGCCAAUGAUGGGAUAUCCGUUUACAUGGGAAAAAGGAAAAGGCACACCGAAUUGGAUAGAGGAAAGGUUAGACAAGGUCUUGACUAGCCAAAGAUGGCGGGAGAUUGUGCCGGAUGCUAGUGUGCAAAAUAUAUUAACCCGAAAGUCCGAUCAUUCUGCUCUUUUCCUUGGGAUUCUGAAUCUUCGGGAAAGGACGGGUGGUCUGAGAAGAGGGUUUCGUUUUGAGAUGGCAUGGCUGCAUGAUGAAGGAUGUAGGGAUGUGGUGGAGAAGGCAUGGAACGAUGGCGCAGGAAGGGGGUUGCAAGAAUGUAUCUCUGUUUGUGGACAUCGUUUAUCGCGUUGGGGAGGAGAGCAUUUUCAUAAGUUUGGUGAGCGGAUCAGAAACCUGCGGAAGGAACAGUUGCGUCUGAGGGGGUGUAAUGAUCCGGUCUCAUUGGCUGAGUUCCAACGUUUGGAGAAGUGCCUAUGUCGUAUUGAGGCCCAGGAGGACACAUACUGGAGGCAGAGAGCCAAGCAGCAUUGGCUAAAGAACGCGGAUGCUAACACGAAAUACUACCACAGUGGGGAUUGGGUGGAGGGUGAAGCCAUGAGGAACGUUAUCUACGACAAUUAUAAGACUAUCUUUACCUCUGACUCCCCAAGAGAUAGUGGGGAAUUCUUUGGAAGUAUAGCCUCUCGGGUAUCACAAGUACAGAAUGAGUUGCUCUUGCGGCCCUUUGAUGCUAGUGAGGUAAAGAGUGCUCUAUUUUCAAUGUUUCCUGACAAAGCACCAGGACUGGAUGGAAUGAAUCCGGGCUUCUACCAGCAUUUUUGGGAUAUAGUGGGUGGUGAUGUAUCGACCUAUAUUGUGAAUUGUCUUAAUACUCGCUCGUUUCCAACUUGCCUGAAUGAUACAAAUAUAAUAUUGAUCCCAAAGAAGAAAACCCCUGAGAUGGUCUCGGAUUAUAGACCGAUAGCUCUGAGUAACGUGGUGUACAGGAUUAUGGCUAAGGUUAUAACUGCCAGGAUGAAACCGCUUAUGGGGGAUAUUAUAUCUGACACCCAAAGUGCUUUUAUUUCUGACAGGCUAAUAACGGAUAAUAUUUUGAUUGCUGCUGAGGUAGGACAUUUUUUGAAUAGAAAACAAUGUGGAGUCACAGGGUGGGGGGCUUUGAAACUGGAUAUGGCUAAAGCCUAUGACCGAGUGGAGUGGCCCUUCCUGCGUGGUAUGAUGUUAGCAUUGGGCUUUGAUGAAAGGUGGGUGGAUUUGAUAAUGCUGUGUGUGACCUCAGUUUCAUAUAGUAUACUGGAAGCCAAUGUGGUGAAACAGUGUUUAUCGGUGUAUGAGGAAAUGUCUGGGCAAGCAGUGAAUUACUAUAAGUCAAGUAUUUGCUAUAGUAAGAAUACGCGGGAUGAGCACAGAGAGGAGGUUGUCAGUAUUUUGAGAGUGGUUCAGGCUCCGAAUUUUGGGAGGUAUUUAGGACUCCCAUCGUUUGUGGGCAGGAAUAGGAGAGCAGUGUUCUCAUAUAUUGAUGAUAAGGUAAGACAGCGGAUUGGGUCCUGGAAUAAGAAAUUGCUUUCACAGGCGGGUAAGGAAGUCUUGUUGAAAAGUGUGGCACAGUCUAUGCCCACCUUUUCUAUGAGUGUCUUUUUACUACCUAUGAAUACUUGCACAGCCAUUGAGAGAGCUAUGAAUCGUUACUGGUGGAGAUCUAAGGAUGAUCAGGGCAUCCAUUGGAAGGCAUGGGAUAAAUUAUGCAUCCCUAACAAGUAUGGGGGAUUGGGCUUUAAAGAAUUACAUGCCUUUAAUUUAGCUAUGCUGGGGAAACAGGCCUGGCGUUUACUCACCAAACCUGAAUCACUGGUUUCCAGAAUAUAUAAAGCCAGGUACUAUCCUAAAGGGACAUUCUUUGAUGCUUGUAUAGGAAAUAACCCAAGUUACUGCUGGCGUAGUAUUAUGGCUGCACAUGAAUUAAUUUGUGGGGGAGUCAGACGCAGGAUUGGGAAUGGGAAAGGAACUCUUAUCUGGGAUCAUCCAUGA
Molecule: messenger RNA, 2841 nt
Organism: Ipomoea nil (Japanese morning glory)
Lineage: Eukaryota; Viridiplantae; Streptophyta; Magnoliopsida; Solanales; Convolvulaceae
Exons: 4
Coding region: 1-2841 (946 amino acids)
Molecular function (GO): catalytic activity
Source: RefSeq, a predicted model, not a curated record